UAACAACCACAAGUUAAAUUGAUCGAUAGUAAAUCGAAAAUGUUAUGAUAGAGAAAUGCAAGUUUUAAUUCAUAUUAAAUUAAACGGAAUCUAUUGAAAAAAAUAUGAUUAAUUAAAUAUUGAUAAUAAUCUUACUAGAGACAUAAAAAUUUUAAUGUUCUUAAUAUUAAAUUUGCUAUAAAAAUAUAAAAACCUAUAGAAAUAUAGAAAUAAUCGAUUAAUAAAGAAUUAAAUACCUUUUAUAGUAAAAACAGUUCGAAAUUUUUGUACGUAGUCAUAUUAUUGGUUAAAUUAUCUUAUUCGACAGUUAGUGUCACAUUACAGGAUUGUAAACAAAAAUUCAGUUAAUGUUCUUCAGUCGACAGAGAUAUAUGUGAGAUUUAUGUGUAUUCUAUUGGUUAUUGAAUUGUGAAUAGUGUAUGAAAUAUUUUAAGAAAAUUUAUUCAUUAAUAAUAAUCGAUAAUGAUUUAUUUGUUAUUUAUUUUAUAAAUCAAAAUAAUUUUCAUUAUUUAUACUUGUACUAAAUAUCUUUAUAAACAAGGAAAUUAAUUUUUGUCUAUUUUAAAUAUUUUGAUCCAAAUUAUAUAUAAUGCAGGAUUAAAUAUUAAAUAUAAUUAAUAAUAAUAAAAAAUACUAAUUAAGAAAUAUUAAUAAACAUUAUUACAUUGAAUUAUUGAAAUGACAAGAAAAUUGAAUGUGUUGCUAGUAUUAAAAAAACUACAAUUUCUUGAAGAUGUUGAAAAAUUAAUAAAAGAAGGGAAAAAUUAUUUAUUUCGAAUGAAUAAGUUGUCUGAUAGUUUAAGAAUAGAUUCGUAUCAGUAUAAGAAAAUCUUAUACUUUAUGGAUCGUUACUCACGUUGUAAAACACAAUUAAAAGAGAAUAUAGAGGAAUUAAAAGAUAUAUUCGAUAAUAGCAAUAUCGAUGGCAUCAUAAAUGAAGAAGAGAUAGAUGAAGAGAAUGAAAUAGAAUAUAUAGAGAACGAAGAUUUUCUUCUCGAAGAACAAUUUUAUCAUUUUCGUAAUAUAAUGUAUCUAAAGAAUAUGCUCGCAAAUAUGGAAAUGUUAAUUUCACGAAUGUUAAAUAUAAAUGGAUCCCUUGUAAAUCUUCAGUUAUCAAAAUAUGCAAGAUUGAAGAUUGCAUUAAAAAAUUAUUCCGUAAAAGUAUAUGAAUUUUUGAAAAACAAUAAAAUACUCGUAGAAUCUAAAAAUAAUUUUGAGAAAAAACAAUUCACAAAAAGUAUUCAGGAUAAAUUUAUACAACUACAAAAACUUAUAAUUCAGAUUGCCAAGAAAGAAAUAUUCUUUACGGAUGUUAUGAUGCGCAAUUGCAUGAUAUCUCUAAACGAAGAAAAUGAAGAAAAUUUAUUAAAAUUUAUAUCAUAUGAUGUCAUUAUGAAAUAUAAUUAAUUUAUUUUUUUAUGUUUAAAUUAUAUAUAAUAUAAAAAAAAUUAAAUUAAAAACAUAAAUAAUUCUAUUAUUAUUUAUUAAAUUUAUUUUAUACCUUAUCUAUUAAUAAUUUUCAAUUAUCAAUAUGUGAUCAAUUUGUCUCUUGUAAAAAAUCCAAUUUGUGUUGUACAUUAUAUAAAGGAACAUUGAAGCACCAUCUAGCGGAGAAUAGAAAGAACUAUGAUUCUUCUAUGAGAUAAAAGAAUUUUUCGAUUUUAAACUGAAUUUAAAAGUUUAAAAAUUUUAUUUAAAAAUGUUAAAUCAUUUAAUAAUUAUAAUUUAAAUUUUGAAAAUUAUAUUUUAUAAAUUAUAAAUUUACGGACAAAAAAGGAUAAAUAUUUAAUUUAAAUAAUUAACUUUUAAAUCGAAAUUAUCGAUUAUAUCGUUCCAUACAAUCAAUAUAAAAUUUUAUAUUCUGUACGUUUUUUUACCAUUUAUUUAAAAUAAAAUUCAAUUGAUUUUUAGAUAUUGUAUCUACAUUGUUACAAUUAUUACUUUUGAAUGUACAAGAUUUUAAAACAUAUGAAUGAUAACUUUCUAUUAAACAUAUUUCUUCAUAUAAAUCUUCUGUAGACAUUUCCACGAUAAGUGCACAUUCGUUUAACAACCAACGAAAAGUUCGUGGUAAAACUUUU
Messenger RNA from Apis cerana (Asiatic honeybee), 2081 nucleotides. RefSeq lists its product as uncharacterized. The record is from RefSeq and is a predicted model, not a curated record. Lineage: Eukaryota; Metazoa; Arthropoda; Insecta; Hymenoptera; Apidae.